Molecule: messenger RNA, 2022 nt
Organism: Salvia miltiorrhiza (redroot sage)
Lineage: Eukaryota; Viridiplantae; Streptophyta; Magnoliopsida; Lamiales; Lamiaceae
Product: two-pore potassium channel 3-like
Exons: 2
Coding region: 243-1538 (431 amino acids)
Biological process (GO): potassium ion transmembrane transport; stabilization of membrane potential
Cellular component (GO): plant-type vacuole membrane
Molecular function (GO): potassium ion leak channel activity
Source: RefSeq, a predicted model, not a curated record
AGAAAAAAAAAGACGAAAACGACUCAUGAUUGUCUCUUCCCUCUCUGAUCAAAAUGGUGGAUUAAAAAAAUGAUUUCAUCUGCACGCUGUUGCAUCACAACUUUCCGUUUCUCCACACGGAUUCUCAACUGACGCCACCACCACCACCACCACCACCACCUCCCGUGGUUUCGGAAUAUUACGGCCGGCGUCGACAGCAACAGAAACUCCGGCCCCCCGUUUUCCCCUGCGCCUAAUUUGACAUGGACGAGCCGCUCCUCUCUUACAUUAACCCCGGCAGGUCCCUCCCGCCGCUCCGCCCUCUGCCGGAAAACAAUGAAAUCUGCAUUCCGCCGCCCAUCACCCCAUCAUCCCGAGAAAUCAAAGACAUGCUCAUUUUCGGCUCGCCCUCAUCCUCAUCAGGUUUCAAAGAUUCCAACUCAAUUUUUCGCGAUGCGUUGAGCGCAUCCCUCGCCUCUCCCAGACUUGGUAACACCGAGAGCGAAAGGUUGAAUCUUGACACCAAUACUAAGAAAUCGAGCCAUGACCCAGAGAGCCUACAGUCAUGGCUGAUUGACCCCAAUUAUCCAGCCUCGAAGAGCAACCUUCACCGCUCCAAAACGGCGCCAGCUAUGGCGACAAUCAAUGAAAUUGAUCAUUGCUCGCAUGAGAAGCCGCCGCAGUUUGGUACGCCCUCAAUUGUAAAGCAGGGUGUGAUUCUGUUGAUCAUCUACUUGAGCUUUGGUGUAAUUAUAUACUCUUUGAAUAUGGAUUCUUUCACGGCCACUCGGACUCACCCCGUUGUAGAUGCUUUGUAUUUCUGCAUUGUCACUAUGUGUACAAUUGGUUACGGUGAUAUAACUCCUGAUAGCACUGCGACCAAGCUCUUUUCCAUCACUUUCGUGCUUGUGGGAUUCGGUUUCAUCGAUAUUUUGCUAAGUGGGAUGGUUAGUUACAUGCUUGAUUUGCAAGAGAACUAUCUGUUGAAGACUAUCAAGGGUGGGGGUGCUCAUGAUGCUCGCUCUUACAUCAUCGAUGUGAAGAAGGGGAGGAUGAGGAUACGGAUGAAGGUGGCGUUGGCAUUAGGCGUUGUGGUCCUCUGCAUCGGAGUAGGGGUUGCUGUUAUGCAUUUUGUGGAGAAGCUUGAUUUGUUGGAUUCAUUCUAUCUGUCUGUUAUGUCUGUCACCACCGUUGGAUAUGGGGAUAGGGCGUUUAAGUCUUUGCCUGGGAGGCUUUUUGCGUCUAUUUGGUUGCUCGUGUCGACACUUGCUGUGGCUAGAGCCUUUCUCUACUUGGCUGAGCUGAGGGUUGAUAGGCGGCACAGGAGGAUGGCUAAGUGGGUGCUCGGACAGGAUAUGACUGUCGCACAGUUUCUUGCUGCAGAUAUUGAUAACAAUGGCUUUGUGACUAAAUCUGAAUUUGUAGUAUACAAGCUCAAGGAGAUGGGCAAGGUCACAGAGAAAGACAUUUUACAGAUAUGCAAGCAGUUUGAACGGCUAGAUGCAGGAAACUGUGGAAAGAUAACUCUUGCAGAUCUUAUGGAAAGUCACCAUUCAUAAGAAAAUUACACAAGAUGAACUUCUCUCUACCUCAUUCAUCUUUGAUACUAUGCUGCCGUGGGGCUCUGUGAAAUUGCCGCUUGCUGCUUACUAAUAUGAGACGAAGCGCAGUCAGAUGCUCAAGUUUUACAACAGUGGCACCUCUGCUAGUUCUAUACCAGGUAAAAGUUUCAGUUCUAUCUUUGUAUAAGUGAGGAUAUCGCGUAGGAGAGGUAGUUGUGUCCGGUUAUGGUGGUGGCUCGUCUCAGCUCGACUCGAUUUAGUUAUACAUUACAAAAUUUUGGAUUAUGAAUUAAGGUGUAUAUGAUUCCUCUCUGUAUUCCCCCCCUUUUUGGCUCUAAUUCUUGCCAUUUGAUGGGAAGUGGAAACUGUAAAUGCUAGUGUAUAUAGGUUUGAGUUAGUUAGUUAUUGAAGCUAAGUGUAGCCUACUUAUAAACAAGAGGAUCCAAUUUUAAUUUUUUUAUUUCAAUAUCACUUGGAUGAA